AUACUCGACAUUUAUAUAUUUUUAAUCAUGAGAAUGAGUAGAGUAGUUUCAACUUUCAUCACUAAGAUUUACAAAGAUUCUCUGUUGAAAGCAACAGCUGCGUUUUUUUAUGGUGGAAGAAACUGGACACCAGAGCCGCAGACAAACUAUAUUUAAAGGUCUCUUUGUUUGUUUAUUUGUUUGAAUUGCUGCAAAAAAAAGAAAAAAAAAAUCACAGUAGAAAGAAAGGGGGGAAACGUGUUUGCAUGCCACUUCUGAAUUUUUUUGUAUUAUUAUUUGUAUCUUUGAGGAAUAUAUAAGAUAGAAUUCGUGGCUUCUGAUUCUCACCACCCAAAUUAUCAAAGAAAAAUUUCACACAUAGUUGUUGAGUUUGUUCACUCUGAUAGGUCAACGCCCCACAUUUUUUCUUAUCUGAAUUUUGAUGCUAAUUUGGUCUUUAUAGUUGAUUUUGGUAGAUGGGUUUCAAGGAAGAUUCUUGAUCUUUUUACAGGUGAAAAAUAGGGUUUUUGUUUGGAGGAAUUCAUGGCUGAGAUAGGAGCAGAAUGUAAGAAAGGUUUGAGAGGGAAAGCUGUGAUUUUGAUUGCUUUACUUGUUUUAGCUUGUGGGAUUGUUUCAGCUCAAGAGGAUCUUGAGCAAGUGACUACUAAAGGAAAUGGUCCCUCUGAAUCUGGUUAUUCCACAAGAAUAAUCAGCUUCUUGAAGCAAAGUGGAGACUUGCUUUCAAAACCUGUUUGGCCUGAUAUCGAAUUUGGAUGGAGAAUAGUUCUUGGCACUGUGGUUGGAUUCUUUGGUGCUGCUCUUGCUAGUGUUGGAGGUGUUGGUGGAGGCGGCAUUUUCGUUCCCAUGCUGUCGUUGAUCAUUGGGUUCGACCCAAAAACAUCAACUGCUAUAUCAAAGUGUAUGAUAACCGGUGCUGCACUUGCUACUGUGUAUUACAACAUCAAGCUCCGCCAUCCUUCCCUCGAUCUCCCCAUAAUUGAUUACGAUUUAGCUCUUCUUUUCCAGCCAAUGCUGAUUCUUGGAAUUAGCAUUGGAGUUUUUUUCAAUGUGAUUUUGGCAGAAUGGAUGGUUACUGUCUUGCUCAUAGUUCUUUUCAUAGCUACCUCAACAAAGGCAUUCUUCAAAGGUGUCGAAACAUGGAAGAAAGAAACCAUAAUAAAGAAGGAAGCUGCUAGACGCUUUGCAUCUGAUUCACGAGCCAAUGGAAGCGAAGAAGCUCCGUACAAGCUUCUACCAACAGGCCCCACUGAUGAAAAUCGAGUGAAUCUCAACGAGCAAAAACCGUUAGAGGUUUCAGUUAUCAACAACGUCUCCUGGAAGAAGCUCGGCUUUCUCUUUGCUGUCUGGCUCAUCAUCUUCUCGCUCCACGUCUCCAGGGAUUUUGUGACCACUUGUUCAGUUGCAUUUUGGAUAGUAACCUUAUUGCAGAUUCCCGUUACCAUUGGAGCCUCAGGAUAUCAGGCCGUCUGCUUGUAUAAGGGUUGGAGUGUGGUCGAAUCCAAAGGAGAACCGGGAAUCAAGUGGACUGUAUACCAGUUGAUUCUUUGUUGUUUCUGCGGAAUAUUAGCUGGUGUAGUAGGCGGUCUGCUAGGCCUUGGAGGAGGGUUCAUCUUAGGUCCGUUGUUUCUCGAGCUAGGAAUUCCACCACAGGUCUCGAGUGCCACAGCAACACUGGUCAUGGCAUUUUCGGCAUCCAUGUCCGUUAUACAAUACUACCUUUUGAGGCGUUUCCCUCCAUCCUACGCCCUUUAUUUUGUUGUAGUGGCUACGUUUGCUGCAUUGGUAGGACUACACGUGGUCAGAAAGCUCGUUAGUAUACUUGGUAGGGCGUCGUUGAUCAUCUUCAUUCUGGCCUUCACGAUCUUCCUGAGUGCGAUCUUACUAGGUUGGGUUGGCAUAGAAAACAUCAUCGGAAACGGCGACGAUGGCGGAUAUGACUUGUGGUUUUACAACUUUUGUGAAUACAACAAGCCUUAGUUGCUGCCUGCCUGAAAAGAUCAGUUCAUGUACAGACUUU
Messenger RNA from Salvia miltiorrhiza (redroot sage), 2017 nucleotides. Its product is annotated as sulfite exporter TauE/SafE family protein 3-like. Gene Ontology annotation, biological process: protein ubiquitination. The coding region runs from base 523 to 1977 and encodes 484 amino acids. The transcript is spliced from 12 exons. Lineage: Eukaryota; Viridiplantae; Streptophyta; Magnoliopsida; Lamiales; Lamiaceae. The record is from RefSeq and is a predicted model, not a curated record. Gene Ontology annotation, cellular component: Cul4A-RING E3 ubiquitin ligase complex; membrane.